Arachis stenosperma is the source of this 856-nucleotide messenger RNA. RefSeq names its product protein SYM1-like. The transcript is spliced from 3 exons. NCBI's taxonomy places the organism in Eukaryota, Viridiplantae, Streptophyta, Magnoliopsida, Fabales, Fabaceae. The coding region runs from base 26 to 679 and encodes 217 amino acids. Gene Ontology annotation, cellular component: cytoplasm; membrane. The record is from RefSeq and is a predicted model, not a curated record.
GCGAGGAGGAUUAGGUGUAGGUAGGAUGAUGCUGAAGGCGUGGAAAUGGUACCAGAAUUGCCUUUCUGUUCAUCCCGUCAAGACCCAGGUCAUCAGCUCCGGCGUCCUCUGGGCUGUUGGUGACGUCACUGCUCAAUAUAUUACUCACUCCGCCGCCAAGAAGCGUCUUCAACUCUCUGCCACGGAUGAAGAACCUAAAUUUGUUAUAAACUGGAACCGCGUUGCUGUUACAAGUAUGUUUGGAUUCGGUUUCGUUGGACCUGUUGGCCACUUCUGGUAUGAGGGUUUGGACAAAUUCAUAAGACUUAAGCUUCACCUUAUGCCAAAGUCUGCGCGAGCUGUAGCCACGAAAGUAGCAAUGGAUGGCAUCAUAUUUGGUCCGAUCCAUUUGUUUGUGUUCUUUACUUACAUAGGAUUAUGCUCAGGCAAGACUAUUCCUCAGGUGAAGGAAGACUUGAAGAACAACUUUUUCCCAGCUUUGAUUGUAGAAGGUGGUGUGUGGCCAUUUGUGCAGGUCUUCAAUUUCCGGUAUGUUCCUGUGAAGUACCAGCUUCUCUAUGUGAACUUGUUCUGCCUGCUGGAUAGUGCUUUCCUCUCUUGGUUGGAGCAACAGAAGGAUGCACCUUGGAAACAGUGGUUUAAACCAUUUCAUUCUUCCCGUGAAAAAAGAAGCCAAUAAGCCAAUGCUCAUGAAAAGAUUAUUGAUAUUUUUACUCCUGGUUCUCCUCCAUGAACCUUGUUCUGGAAAUUCACUGUAGUAUCAAAAUGGUUUCUAACCCUACAUACAUACAUUGAGUAAACAUAGGUGAAACUCAACAUGAUGCAUUUAUUGAUUAGUAUUUAAAUAUUUUGUUUA